This is a messenger RNA of Tremella mesenterica DSM 1558, 1185 nucleotides long. RefSeq lists its product as uncharacterized. The record is from RefSeq and is a predicted model, not a curated record. The transcript is spliced from 11 exons. Gene Ontology annotation, molecular function: chloride channel activity. Bases 1 to 1185 code for a protein of 394 amino acids. NCBI's taxonomy places the organism in Eukaryota, Fungi, Basidiomycota, Tremellomycetes, Tremellales, Tremellaceae.
AUGGAAGUCACUCUCACCAACCAGACGGUCCCACAUUCCAAGAUGCAUGUUCACAGGGAGACUUUCGAGAGAACCGCUUGGUAUCUCAUAGGCCCUCGAGGUGUUUCAUAUUGGCGAUUCUUGAUCGGAGUGACUAUUCAAAUGACUUUUACCACAUUGAUCACGCUGGCAAAUCAGAAGGAAUGGAUUCACGCAAAAAUGAGUCCAGAGUUGAUUCCUGUUUUAGGGACUAUUGUUGCCCUAGCAUUAGGGUUCAAAGUGGCGAGUUCGAGUGCCGAUUGGUCAGAAGCUAGAUGUAUUUGGUCCAGAAUCUCUGCCUCUUCAAGAUCAUUAGGAUGUUUGUUCUGGAAUCACGUCCGCUGUCCGAAAGAAGAACAAACUCAAAGUAAACUUGAUGAGCUAGUGACUCGAAAGAUCAACCUUCUUCGUUUCCUCGACCUUUUUGCAAUCGGUAUCAAAUGUGCUUUUGGAGGUGAACUCGAUCCUGCCCAUCAAAAAGAUUACGACGAUUUGUUCAAGAUUUUAGAAGUGGGUCACGGACUACUUGUCAGACAAAUCCCACCUUCGUCUCGUUCUGAAGGUUUCCGUACCAAGCUCGCCCAACUUUUAGGGCUAAGUGCUAUCGUGCACAAUCGGGUGGUAGACUUUACUGCCUCCCGUUCAAUCUUAUUUACCUUAUCCCAAUGUAUGGCGGACAUGAUAGACGAUCGUCAAGUAGAUUAUGUCAUUCAAUCACGUAUAUUCACCCAAUUGGCGAAUCUCGAACAAGGUAUGGCGGACAUGUCAAGGCUCUCAAACGGUCCACUUCCUCCCAUAUACCGUUUUCAGCUUCAAGUGGCAGUAUGGACUUUCCUCUUUCUUCUUCCUUUCCAAGUUAUCGAUGAAUUAGGGUGGUACACCGUGCCCGUCAUGUUCCUCGCCGUGGUGACAUACGAAGGGUUCUUAGAGGUUGGAUUGCAGAUAGAAGAUCCGUUCGUGCAAUUUGAUGAUUUGCACGUACAGGAAAUGACGGAAGCUUUGAGGAAGGACCUUCAUCAUAUUUGUAAAACCUCAAGUGAACCUCUCGUCCAGACCAUAGGGUUGACGGUAGAUGUUUCCCCUAGAAGAGUCAGAACCAGUCUUCCUGUCACUCCUAUCACUCCAAUGUCUGGUAGGAAUUUCCCAAGGGCGGGUACGUGGGUAUAG